This is a messenger RNA of Sabethes cyaneus, 1068 nucleotides long. Its product is annotated as 27 kDa glycoprotein-like. The transcript is spliced from 6 exons. NCBI's taxonomy places the organism in Eukaryota, Metazoa, Arthropoda, Insecta, Diptera, Culicidae. The coding region runs from base 177 to 971 and encodes 264 amino acids. The record is from RefSeq and is a predicted model, not a curated record.
UAUAUAUAAAACGCGAUUAAGAACAUUGGCCGGUACAAUUCUUCUCCACAGGCGGAUCGCGUAGCAGUGUGGCAAGAAGCGCUCGCACGGAAUACAGUUCAAGAAACAAUCAGUCCAGUCUCUCGUUAAAGUUAUUCGUUUCAGCUGCUCCUGGUGAUAACUGAUAACGGUGAAACAUGAUGUCCACCAAGUUUCUGUCGCUGUUCAUCGUUGCAAUCGUAGCUCCCCUAUUCAUCUUGGGUGACGAACCGAACCAAAUCGACGUGGAAAGCUUACGUCAGCAUUUGCCCGCCAACCUGCAGAACCUAUCGAUUCCGGACUUCGACGAAAUCGAAAAGGCACUGAAGGAUAAAUGUGUCCGGGCGGGUGGUACGGAGGCAUCCUACGAGCAGGUCAAACAGGGUGCCAAAGAUCUGGCCAACUGCGUUAAGGGUCUGGUCGAUGUCGACCAGUUCCGGCGGGAAGUCGAAGAAGCCAAACCGACGGGCGAUCUGGAUACGGUGUUCAACAAGUACUGCCGCAAGCGAAACACCCUGCUGGAGUGCGUGAAUACGUUUUCCAACACGAUCGAUCCCUGUCUGGACGAUGAGGAGGAACGGCACAAGGGUCACGGAGUGGAUGUGUUCAAAAAUUUGCUGAACUUUGUCUGCCAUAAGGAUGGUGACCAGAUUGCGUUGUUCAUUGCGGAGAAGGGUCCGGAAUGUUUCUUGGAGCAAAAAGAUGACCUGAUUCGGUGUGUUAACGAAACUUUCUCUGGUUAUCUGACGGACGUUGACAUGACGACAACGACGGUUCCAAAGCUGGUCAUUGGACCGAAGCAGUGCGAAGAUUUCAACAAACUACAGAACUGCUUGGUGAGGGAGCUGGAACAGUGCCAGGAAUCAACUCCGGCUAAUCUCGUGGAGUCGCUGUUCAAAUUCAUGAAGAAGGGUUCGCCGUGCGAUCCGAAGGCAAAAUCUGGUCGCAGAUGAGCUUCUCAAACAGGUUGUUUCCUGAUUCCAGAUCCCAGAUUGUUGUAAAUGAACACAAUAAAUUAUAAUUUUUACAAUUUUACCAAAAGCAGUUUUA